This is a messenger RNA of Dermacentor andersoni, 3606 nucleotides long. NCBI's taxonomy places the organism in Eukaryota, Metazoa, Arthropoda, Arachnida, Ixodida, Ixodidae. The record is from RefSeq and is a predicted model, not a curated record.
AUGGCUGAGCGCCAGCAUGAUUUUUCUGAACGUUUAGAGGAGUUUACUGGCUCCAACUGGGCAUCGUGGUUCGGCCGGCUACAGUUCUUCGAGGCCAACGAUGUGACUCACCCUGUCAAGCAACGAGCACACUUGCUUACACUGUGCGGUGCUCAAAUUUACGACGUGGUUUUUGCGCUGCUUCAACCGAAGACGCCCUACCAAGUGAGCUAUGCCGAGAUCGUGGCCGCACUUCAGGCACACUACGACCCCCGAUCGUCCGAAGUCUACAGUUGUGCGAUGUUCCAAAGGCGAGAUCAGCUUCCAGGCGAGUCGGUAAACGACUACGUGGCCGCUCUACGCAAGUUGGCUACGAGCUGCAAUUUCGGCACGCUGCCGACUGCAACAACAGCUACGGCGACGCCAGCUGAGGGAACGGCAUCAGCAACACAGCAGGGAGCUACGGGCUGUAAUCCAACGCUUCUGCCGUUAGAUGUGAUGUUGCGCGAUCGCUUCGUGUGUCGUCUCCGGGACCAGAAUCUUCAACAGCGACUGUUUGCAGAGAAGGAUCUGACUUUUUGCAAGGCUUAUGAUUUCGCUAUUCGAGCGGAAAGCGCCGUCCAGCAGCAACGACAGAUAAAAGCGGAUCAUGCGGAAGUCAACAAGGCGGCUACGCGCGCCGGCGACAGCACUUCGACGUCCAAGACGCAUUCUCACCAAGCGCAACGCUGCUGGCGUUGCGACGGUUCGCACAGUCCCAAGACGUGUAAGUUCAGCACAACUAUUUGCAAUUACUGCCGGAAACAAGGGCACAUUGCCAAGGCUUGCAUUUCCAGGAAGAAGGCUCAGAAAAAGACUUACCAACGUAGCAUCUCCUUAGAAACUUCACGAACUGCGGAAGUGACUAACGAAACCAAACAUGAGGUUUCAACGUUGCAUGACCUCUGUGCAGUGGCAGACGGAUUCAGCACCCCGAAGUUCACUCUGACGCUUACAGUGCACGGCAGACCUGUGACUUUUGAGGUCGACUCCGGUGCAGCGUGCACCAUGGUUAGCAGAGAGACAUUUCAAACCGUAUGGCGUGCACACCCACCCUCUCUGAGGCAGGACGACAUACAUCUGCGCACCUGGUCGGGUCAGCAACUGCAGGUUGUCGGAACGGCAACAGUAAUGGUUUGUCACAAGAACACAGCUUGCAAGCUGCCACUUCUCGUUGUCGAGGGCACUGGAUGCAGCUUGUUGGGACGCAAUUGGUUUGACAGGCUGGGCAUCGAGCUUCACGGCAUUCACCAGACAACGGAGGAAGGCAGUUUGACCGAGUUGCUACAGAAGCAUGAAGACAUUUUUCGUGAAGACACCACAGGACACACGAGUGCGCCAGUGAAUCUGGAACUGAAGGAAGGGGCAAGCCCCAAGUUUUUGAAGGCACGGCCUGUGCCCUUUGCCAUGCGCGCAUCAACUGAGGCACAGAUUGACAAGUACGUAAAAGACGGUAUUUGGGAGCCAGUCCAACACUCAGACUGGGCUACACCGCUAGUAUGGGUGCGCAAAAAAGAUGGAAGCUUGCGCGCCUGCGGUGACUACCGCUGUACAGUGAAUGAAGCUGCGAAAAAGGCUUCAUACCCCCUGCCCACAACAGACGAAGUGUUUAGCACUUUGAAAGGUGGCCGGGUGUUUAGCACCUUGGACUUGGCUCAAGCUUACACUCAACUUCAUGUGACUCCAGCGACAGCACAGAUUCUCACAGUAAACACUACAAAAGGGCUGUACAAGGUAAACAGGCUUCCUUUUGGUGUUUCAGCAGCCCCAGCAAUUUUCCAGCGGUUUAUGGAGACCACUUUGAGCGGCUUGCCGGGAGUUUGUGUUUACCUGGACGAUAUCAUCGUGACUGGAGCAACCGCGCAAGAGCACAAGGACCGCCUAGCGUCAGUUCUCCAGCGGCUGGCUCAGGCAAACCUACGAUUGUGCAAAUCCAAGUGUCAGUUUGGUGUGGCAGAGGUUAAAUUCCUGGGUCACAGGAUUGAUGCAGCAGGGAUUCACACAUCUGAGGAAAAAGUGGAAGCUAUCGUGAAGGCACCAGCGCCCACAAAGCGUCGUGCUACAGUUGCAGCAACCCUGUAUGAACUUCUGGCUAAGGACAAGACUUGGAAAUGGGAGCAAAGGCAUCAAAGGGCGUUUGAUGAGCUCAAACGUUGCUUGUUGUCGAGGACUGUCUUGUCACACUAUGACGAAACCAAGCCCCUCUUGAUUUCGUGUGAUGCUUCACCUUAUGGUGUAGGUGCCGUGCUUGCUCGGCUGGACAGCCAAGGCAGAGAGGCACCGAUUGUGUUUGCAUCCCGGACAUUGGGUGCUGCUGAACGUAACUAUGCACAACUUGACCGUGAAGGUCUUGCUGUAGUCUUUGCAGCCACACACUUCCACAAGUACAUUGUGGGUCGAGAAGUCACGUUCGUGACUGACCACCAGCCGUUACUGGGCAUUCUCGGACCACGGAAGCCGGUGCCAGAAAUGCUUUCGCCCCGAAUGAAAAGGUGGUGCCUUAAACUGUCAGCAUACAACUACAACCUCCAGUAUCGUGCCGGUAGUCGUCAUCAGAAUGCAGAUGCGCUGAGUAGACUGCCUCUGCCAGACCGCAUUGAAGAGCCUAACCCACCUGGAGACGUGCUCAUGUUCGAGGCGUUACCACGACCGCCGUUGACAGCUGAGGUUGUGGCCACACUAACGCAAGAGGAUCCAAUCCUAGCAGAGGUAUUUUCAGCAGUACAGAAUGGCACCGUGCAGCGUCUGCAGGGAGACAGUUUCACCCCAUACCGCAGAAGAGCCACUGAACUUGCUAUCCAUCGAGGAUGCAUCAGCUGGGGCUCAAGAAUUGUCAUACCGGCAGGAGCACGAGAACAGGCCAUUUCAUUAGUUCACGCAGGCCAUCGUGGAAUUGUAGCCAUGAAAGCUUGUGCGCGUAGUUAUCUUUGGUGGCCUGGCUUGGACGCCGAGAUCGAAACAACUGUCAAGUCAUGCGACCAGUGCCAGCGCACCCAGAGCGAUCCAAAAAAGGCUCCAGUUCCAAAUUGGACGCAGCCAACGACACCAUGGCACACAUUGCACGUGGACUUUGCAGGUCCGGUAGAAGGACAUACCUUUUUGGUUGUUGUCGACGCUUUCACCAAGUGGGUGGAGGUGCGAUUGGUGAACAGCCCAGCAUCAACAGCAGUCAUUAGUGUGCUGCGCUCUUUGUUUGCCACAUUUGGCAUACCACGCAAGGUUGUUUCGGACAAUGGGUCUGCAUUUGUGUCUUCCGAGAUACAAGACUUCUACCAGAGAAAUGGCAUUCGAAGCGUAACGUCAGCCCCUUACCAUCCUGCUACAAACGGGCAAGCAGAACGUUAUGUUGGGGAACUGAAGAGGGCACUGGCCAGAGAACCAUCCGGUUCGCUCAGUGCUCGCUUGUCACGUUUCCUGUUUCGGCAGCAUACCACUGUACAUCAGUCAACCGGGCUAACACCGGCUAAAGCCAUGUUCGGGCGGGAGCUGCCAAACCAGUUGGACCUCAUCAUUGCAUCGGAAGGACAGGAGGCUGCACAACCUGACCUACCCAAGAGUCGUCAACUCAUGCAAGGAGAAGCCCUAUGG